This is a messenger RNA of Prosopis cineraria, 3665 nucleotides long. RefSeq lists its product as uncharacterized. Gene Ontology annotation, molecular function: guanyl-nucleotide exchange factor activity. The transcript is spliced from 7 exons. Lineage: Eukaryota; Viridiplantae; Streptophyta; Magnoliopsida; Fabales; Fabaceae. The record is from RefSeq and is a predicted model, not a curated record. Gene Ontology annotation, cellular component: recycling endosome. The coding region runs from base 1389 to 3407 and encodes 672 amino acids.
AAAAAUAAGUGGUUGAUACGCCGCAUAACUUCGGCGGGAUCACCCUCCUCUUGCAGCGAAGGUGACAGAAGAAGCAAACGGCGGUUGCUACGGCGAGACGAAGAAGUUUGCGUGCACACAGAACCAAGCUGCUUUUCAGUGUUGAAGGAAGAUUUGGUCGAUGUCAUGCGUAUCUGAAGAUAUAAAAACAGACGAGAUCACGAGAUAGAGGAGGCUAUGAGAGUUUGAGUUUCUGGACGGACGGAAAGGAGUAGAAACAGAGGAGAGUAAUUGAGAGGGUGAGACUUUCGGUAAGAAAGAAAAGAGGGGGAACGAAAUAGAGGAAGGGAAGAACGGAGAAUAUUUGAGGGAGAGGCCAAGAGAUAAAAGAGGGACAUGAAGAGCGAUCGAGAAGGAGAGUGAGAUUGAGAAGCUGAGAGUGAUGACUGACGUAGGGAGGCCAAGCAUCUGGUAUCGCAAUGAUAUAGCUGAAAAGUGGUUUGCAGUGCUUGAAGCAACAAUCAAGGGGAACUGGUAUAUUAAUUCAUGCCUCAGGGGCUUAUUUAUUUCACUCGGAAGGGCUUUGCUGAACUACAUAUGUUUUGGCACUGUGAAGGAACCCAAUCCUACGUUUUCAAUAUACCCUCCAAAAAAAAAAAAAAGGAAUUAUGGGAUAUGUUCUUUUGCAAUUAGCUGCGAGCACACUGCUCCGAUUCCAGCUUCAGAAUUGGCCAAAAACAGAAAAAGGAAUAAAAAAUGAAAAAUAUUCCUGCUUCAAAACUUAAAGAGACCAAUAAAUUUCAAUAUGUAUAUAUAUAUAAGUCCAAUCCAUCCAAAAGCAUGAAUCCAUCACACAAUUUGAAAGUGGCAAUACUCUUAGCCAUUUCAAGAAUUCUCUGACAGAUCUUUCAACAACUCCAUUCUAUUUCCUUUUACUUAUUUCAGGGUUUAAUUUGCUCAUUUAACCUGUAAUCAAACUUUAGCAUGUCAAUGUUUUAUCCAGAUUUCACUCCUUCAACAAUUUGGUUCUAGACAUGAAGCUUGAAUUUGCAGAUGUAUUCUUUUUGGUUUUCGAAGGUAGAAAUGCUUUCUGUUGUGUUCAAUUAUUUUCUGUUUGGAUGUUGGUCUGUUCACAGAAAGAAGAAAAAGAAAGCUUAUAUAACCAAAGCAAUGGGUUUGGAGCUUAACAUUUUUAUGGCAUCAAAUUGUUGGUUAGGUGGAGACAAUCAAGAGAACUUGAAAGCAUGAAAUUUUCAUUAUCAAGAGAACUUUAAAGUGUGGAGUUUUCAUUAAACUUCUUGUCCUCAAUGCCAAUGAAGAUUCUGUUGUUUUUCUAGCAUGCAAUGGUUGUCUAAAAUGAAUCAGAGGGUCUUUUGACUUACAAAAGCUCAGACUAUUGUUUUCUGAACAUGAGUCAGUCUGCUUCUGCUUUAUCUAUUAAAACAGAAGCAAGUCCAAGUAUGGACUUAGAAUCGUUACAAUUGUGGAUUGUUGCCCUUUGUGCUAUAAGGUUUGAUCUUGAACAAGGUCAACUGGUAGAAGAGUGUUAUCCUCCAGGCUCUCUUACACGUGAUGAGGAGCUUGACAUUGCUUAUAGUUCAUUUCCAGACUCCAUUUCCCAGCAGCAAAACCGUUCAAGCAUUCAUGAUUCUAUUUUCUUUUUCCGAAUUUGUAGGAACCUAAAAUCACAAAUUGGCAAUGGUACUCAUUCUGAGAUUACUGAAGUUGACGGGGGAUUUCCUUCAAAAUCCAUAUGCAUUAGCAAUCUCAGUAGAACCUCUGGUAGCAAUAAUGUCAAUGCUUCUAGGUACAUGUAUGGUUAUGUCUUUAAUAGACAGAGACAUGAUGAGAGGCUAAAGCGAGGAGGGGAGCAGAAGUCUGUGGUCAUCUUGUCCCACCAUCCAUAUUCUAGUGUGUUUAGACCUUUGUUACAAAUUAUAGGGCCCUUGUAUUUUGACAUUGGUAAGAAAGCUUUGGAGCAUAUUGCCACAUAUGUCUCUACAUGGCCAGCUCCAAUUCCUGGUAAGUUAAUGGAUCUUCCGAUUGGGAAUUCAACUCUUAAAGUGUACCUGCCACCUGCUCAUAGCUUGCCUGUUGAAAGUGGAGAAUCUUUUGAAGAGUCUGCUUCUUCAGUGGCACCUUUUUUGCCUAAUAACCAGUAUACCCCACAAGGUCUUUUUCAUGAUUCAGAUAUUUUUGGUACAUUCCGGGGCCUUUUAUUGCAACUUUGGUUGCUAUGGGAGUUGUUACUUAUUGGGGAACCUAUUCUUAUCAUUGCCCCCACACCUCCCCAGUGUUGUGAAGCUGUGGCCAGUCUCGUGAGUUUGGUUGCCCCUUUACUUUGCAGUGUUGAUUUCCGGCCGUAUUUUACCAUCCAUGAUCCUCAGUUUGCACACUUAAACUCCCUAAAAGAAGGUGAAACUUUCCCCACAAUGGUUUUGGGGGUGACAAACCUAUUUUUCCUUAAAGCCCUCCGCAACAUCCCCCACAUUGUCUCAGUUGGAAGCCCUCCUCCUAAUUCAAAUAGGCUCACCCUUCCAAGUAGGUCUUCAACUGGCAGAAACGAAGGUCUUGGGAUUCAACAACUUUCUCUAAAGAAGUUUUCUCCUUCAAGUUUGUUGAAUGCAGUUAAGCUGCGGAGAGAUGGUCCUCUUUGCCUUAUGACCGAACAUAAGGAAGCAAUCUGGAGUACUUAUUCUGCCACAACUAAGCCAGACACUUCUAUCUUAAAUAGGCUUAUUGAUGCUGGGAUUUUGCCAAGGGUUGAAGAGUCAAUGUCAGUUGUUAACAACGAGAUAUUAAGGAGGCAUUUCUUGGAGCUCACCACAAAUUUUUUGGCCCCUUUUGGUCCAUAUUUUAGGACCACUGCACCAUCUGAAGGAACUUCUCCUUAUGCAGAUCCGCCACCUCUACCUCCAUUUAAUGCUGAAGAAUUUCUUGCAAGUUUAUCUGCAAGAGGUCCAGGGAAGUUCUUAUUAAAGCGAAUGAAAUCCAACUGGCUUGAUCUAUACAGGCGAUUUCUGAAGGGACCCAACUUUAUGCCAUGGUUUCAGAGGAGGCAAGCUGUUGCGGAACAGGAGCAAGACAGAUUGUGGAGGCAUUCAAGAAUGACAAUUGACAUACAACAGCUUCUAUCUAAAAUGACUGAGUUGGAAAUUGUAGAUUCCUUCAAUGCUAUAGAGAGACAUUUCGUUAGAGAAGUACAGCUGCAACAAUCUAGAAGGGCUAGUGUAGAUUCCCCAGCAAGCUGUCAGAAACUAAGGGAAGACCUUCAGGCUGUUUUCAAUAUGCUGUCAAAGGACAUGCAACAACUGAUGCUUUCAAACCCUCAAAGGGCAUCCCUUCUACAAGGAAAUCAUGAAUUGACAAAACUUCCAGGCCACCCAUCAAUACAAGUUGGGGUUUUAUCUUCUACUUCACCCAAGUAACAAGCAUGAAACAUGUCUCCGGAUCAAACUGUAAAUUACCAACUUAGUGCGAUAGCUCAUGGUGGUGGUUCUUCUUCCAGAUUUUAUAAUAUUCGAAAAUCCUCAAUAUAAGGAAUGGGGUAUAUCUCGUCAGUCAAUUCACUAUUUUUUUGUUUAUUCUUGAACAUAUUGCAGCUAGAAUGUUUAGAACACUAGAAGCUGUUAAUACUCGCCGCGAAAAUUUUCUCGUGACAUGAUUUGCGUCUGUUAGGCUUUCUA